AUGCGCACUGUGUUAGCCUGCCUCAUAGGCUUGGCUAGUGCAGCCGUGACUAAUGCACUGAUUCUGGAGAAGAGAGACAGCCCGGCGGUUCUUGCGGUGCCAAUGAUACGCGACUCUUCCCCUGAACUUUCCAAGCGAUCGAAAUCGGUCAAUGUUGACCUUGACAACGAACGAGUCGAUUACAUCUCCUACGUCGCCAAUGUUACUUUCGGUACCCCGGCCCAGCAUUUCCUAACUUACUUUGAGACCUGGGGAAACGGCUGUUGGCUUGAGAGCGUGGACGACUCCGAUUGCGAGCUUUAUACGAACCAGUCCCUCUGUGGUGGAUACGGAGGCUUCAACGAGACUGCCUCAACCACUGUCAAGAAGCUCGACGAAAGAUUCGCAUACAAUGAUUCCGGUGUCAUGACCGAAGGGGACUUUGUGACCGAUGUUUUGACAAUUGGUGGUGUCACACUGAACACUAUGAAGAUGGGCAUCAUCACGAAUCGCAUCAUCACUGCCAAUACCUUGAGCCUUGGAUACGGAAAUGCAUCUUCCACCUCCUUGACCCAGGCAUUGGCCGACGCCGGAACCAUUAACUCUCCAGCUUUCAGCCUUUGGGGCCAGACAGCUCUGUUCGGCGGCGUCAACAAGGCCAGAUACAACGGAUCUCUCUACACCUUCCCUAUUGUCAACGGAUCAACCCAAACAAAGGCUCUCCGUAUCAAUAUGGAUGACAUCUCGAUCAACGGAACAUCCACAUCGUCGAAGGAAUUUCCACUGGACGCUGUAUUUGACACUGCGGUUGGAAUGACCUAUGUGCCCAAGUCUGUGGCCCAGGCCCUGAAUGCCCAGAUCGGCAACACCUCCGUUCCGGACCACUUGGGUCAGGUCAAUUUUUCUUGCAGCGCGGUGAGCGAGAACUCGACAAUAGAGUUCAAAUUCGGAAAACUAGAAUUCCAGUUCUACCUGAUGUCAUUUGUUAGCCAAGAAAGCGAUACUGUGGCAAAAUAUGGGUGGAAUCCCAACCAGGAGACGUGCUAUUUCACGAUCUGUGAAAACAAAGACCUCCAAUUUGAGGGGAGCAUUGUUCUGGGCUCCAAUUUCAUCAGCCAGGUUUAUGCGGUUUUUGAUCUUGAGAACGACGAGGUCUCAUUGGCGAACCUUGCAUGGGGUGACGCUCCGGAUGACAUUGUCGAGAUCACAUCAGGCAAGGACGCUGUUCCUGGGGCGGCGAAGAACUCGGCGAAGAACUCGGGUGGUCUUCGCAUUGGGAAAGACCCUGGGAUAAGUGCUCUAGCGGUCGGCGCUGCUGUGUGGUUUCUGAUGUUAUAA
This is a messenger RNA of Penicillium daleae, 1317 nucleotides long. RefSeq lists its product as uncharacterized. The coding region runs from base 1 to 1317 and encodes 438 amino acids. Gene Ontology annotation, biological process: proteolysis. The record is from RefSeq and is a predicted model, not a curated record. Gene Ontology annotation, molecular function: aspartic-type endopeptidase activity. NCBI's taxonomy places the organism in Eukaryota, Fungi, Ascomycota, Eurotiomycetes, Eurotiales, Aspergillaceae. The transcript has 3 exons.